Thunnus maccoyii (southern bluefin tuna) is the source of this 4124-nucleotide messenger RNA. It is a transcript of the gene plekho1b, whose product is annotated as pleckstrin homology domain containing, family O member 1b. NCBI's taxonomy places the organism in Eukaryota, Metazoa, Chordata, Actinopteri, Scombriformes, Scombridae. Gene Ontology annotation, cellular component: ruffle membrane; muscle cell projection membrane. The record is from RefSeq and is a predicted model, not a curated record. Gene Ontology annotation, biological process: regulation of myoblast fusion. The transcript is spliced from 6 exons. Bases 318 to 1517 code for a protein of 399 amino acids.
GGCGCUGCGGGGCUGCCGAGGAGCCGCUGAGCCAGCGGGGAGUCUGGAGGAGGAGGAGGAGGAGGAGGAGGAGGAGGAGUAACCGGACACCGACUCACAGAGCGGCGGCUGGCCGGGUCAGAACGCAGCGGAGCCCGGCGGCAGCAGCAGAGAGCAGCGGGGCGGCGAGCAGAGUCACACCGAGGAUCAGCAGCUGCGGAGCGGCGGAGCUGAGGCGGAGGCUCCGGUCCUCCCUGCCGGACUUUAACUGCUUUCAUCCCGCUGGUCAGCGGCUCUUUGUGGGGACAGAACGGACUUAACGUCGGUCCGCCGGCAGCAUGAAGAAGAACAGCUCCGGGAGACGGGGCCCGCAGGACUCGGCGCCGCAGCACGCGCAGCCUGAUAAGGUCGGCUGGAUCCGGAAGUUCUGCGGGAGAGGGAUCUUCAGAGAGAUCUGGAAGAACCGCUUUGUGGUGCUGAGGGGAGACCAGCUGUUCGUCUGCGAGAAGGAGGUGAAGGAGCUGGGGCGGGCCGACGAGGUGUUGGACCUGUCAGACUACGAGCGCUGUGAGGAGAUCAGGAAGAACAAGAGUCGCAGCAAGAAGAACCACAGCAAGUUCAGACUGCAGCGCUGCAGCAUGCCGGGCAACACGGCUCCGAACCUGAUCUUCCUGGCUGUCAGUCCCGAGGAGAAAGAGUCCUGGAUCAACGUCCUGAACGCCGCCAUCACACGAGCCAAAAACAAGAUCCUGGAUGAGGUGACAGUAGAAGACGCUCAACUGUCUCAUCUGACUCGAGAUCGAGUGAAGAUUCCUCACAACCGCCGGCUGCCGACCAGAGGUCACCUGCUGGCUGUGGCAUCCACCUCCACCUCAGAUGGGAUGCUGACUCUGGAUCUGAUCCAGGAGGAGGACGCUCCGUCUCCUCACGGGGCCGAAGGCGUCAGGGUUGACCCGGACCACCUCACCCCGGACUGUCCCAGAUCCAAAACCGAUGGUGCCCUCUCCACCAGGACCAACGAGGCUUCUGGGAAAUCCAAUAGCCUUCCCCGUCAGGUGCCGGUGGUGUGGGAGCGUACGGGCCCCACCCAAACCCCGCAGCCGCAGAAACGCUUGACGUCAGCGGAGAAAAACCGCUGCGCCUCCAUGGACGAGAUCCUGUCGCACUCUGAAACAAAAGCCACAAAGAACCGGGCGGCGAUGUCCCGUUCAACGGCCUCGACGCCGACCGGCACAACAGCGCCCGUCAACCAGCUGCAGGAGCUCAUCAGCCAGAAGCUGGAGAAGACAGAGCGGCUGCUGACGGAGGCGCGGCGGGAGGCCGACGGGGAGGCCGGGAAGGUGAAGGGGAAGGAGUCGGCUGAAGCAUCGAGAGCCGAAGCUGAAAGACUCCUGAAGGAGGCAGCGGCAGCCUGGGGCCAGGCCCGGGAGGUGCUGGAGGAGGUGAAGGAGCUCAGGGAGCUGUACCGACAACUGGACUCCACCUCCCCGCUCACCCCGUCUACCAGCACCAACAAAACCCAGACCGCAAGAGCCUGAUGUGAGCGGCAGGGUACUGACUCACUCUGGUACAAACCGGCUCUGACCGGUCCGGUCUGGCCCGAGCGGGAAGCAGAACACAGUGCUGCGCUCCUGUUUCUGUUUGUUGGACUUCAGUUGCUGCAAACUGGACGAACUCAUUUUAAAUUAUUUGGAAACAUUCAGGUUUUGAUUUUCAGCUGUCAGGAGGAACCAGGACUGUCCUGCUGACAGACGCGGCUUGCUGCCUAGAAACUCCCUUCCUUACAAAACCAACAUGUUGGACAAAUUCAACUUGAGGCAUGUCCUGAAGUAUGUCUCCAGGCUCCGAGAGGUCUCUGUUCGUUUGCACAAAAACAAAAAAUCUCUUGUUGAAAUUCAUGAAAACGUGCCAAGAGGAGAGUUCAGAGAUGAAAACCCUGUGGAUCCUUUAUCUCAUCUGUCUUUCAGUCCACAGUCUUUGCUUUGGAUCAUUUUACUUUGCUAUAACUUUUCCUUUGGAAUAUUUACAAGUUGGGAGACGUGUUUUUGAAUCUUCUAGAAAUGUAAACAAGAUGAAGUUUUAUACAGCGGGAUGGUACGAAUGCAGGGUAAUUAUGAAGCAGGAUUUUUAACCGGCGGCCUUUGGAUGAUGUGGAGUUUGAAGGUGAAGAGGUGGAAGACUCCUCUGAAUGUGACGGUCUGUGAGCAGCUUCGGUUCAGAGCUGCAGGAUUCUGAUCACCUUGAUUAUUUUGACUGAUUGCUGAUUGUCAUCAAUCACCUGGAGAAAACCUUUUUGUUUUUCUGCAUCUCAGAGCACUUUGGCAUCUGACUAACAGGUUCAUUUUAUUCAACUACUCUGGACAUUUUAUAUAAAAUAAAAAGUUUCAGUAGCAACUAAUCAGAUGAUUGUCAGAAGCAGAAACUGCUGAUUGAAACCUGAAAACCCAAACGUACCACAAGUCUUCUGAUAGGUGCAGGUUGUGAUAAGACCCAAGAAAGAUGCAGGAAAUUAUUGGUUUAUAACACAACAGACAACAGUAACGUUAGCUAAGUCAGCUAAAACCUGAUCAAACCCCAGAGUUUGAGUCAGAUUAUCUAACCUCCUUUCUGACGGCAGAAUCACGAGAAGCUGCGUCAGACAAACAGAAAAUUACAUCCACUUCUUGCAGUGAUCGGCAAACACGUUCAUAGGGUGUAGAACUCACACGAAGGCUUUCAUCCAGCUGUUUGUCUACGUUCUAUGAACUUGUUUGAAGCUUACUGAGGCCUUCAAACUCUCUGGGGAAGCUAAGCACACUUCCUGUUUAACCUGUUUCUCUCUUGACAAAUGUCUCUCACAGAUUUUGAUUCAAACUUGUCAACAAAAGAAGUGUUUUUAAAGAUGGACACUAUGGAAGACAUUUGUUAUUAUCAGAGUCAAAGAAGGAACUUUAAGUUUGGGUGUAAAAUGAAAUCAGGUCCAAUCGUCCUUGGGUUUGUUGGAGUCCACUUGGGCUCAGAUUCGAUAUUUUUCAGACUUGUCAGGGUCCAUUUUCUGUUAGAUUUCUCCAGAUUGUGUCUUUUUUAAUGUACUGAUCCAUCCUGAGUUUAGGAAAGUCACAGAUCCAUUUUGGGUCACGUACUAUUUUUUGGACAUUUGAAGACUCAAGGAUGACCAGAUGCUAUGCACACUGCGUGAAAAAGCAACAGCAGCUUCCAUUCUUCAAACUGUCCAGAAACUGUCGUUAUAUUCAUCAUCUUCUUCUUCCUCUUCCUCUUCUUUGAGAAUGUGAAUGUUUUCUGUGACACACCGGAGGCUGCAGCAGGUGGCGGUGAACCAGCGGCCUCCAGUCUCAGCUGGAAACCUCCGUGACUCAGGUGUAAAUAUUCGUCGAGAACUGGAUUCUGAUUCUCACACUGUUCACUUUGAAACCUUCGAUCCUCAUAAAAGCUGAAACGUACUCUGCGUGAGAACACGACCGAUAACGCCGAACACCGAGUCUGUGAUUGUUCGUCUCUACAGAUCAGGACUUGCUGCUCGAGCAGUUACAGAAAAACAAAAAGUAAAGUCGGACUUAAAAUACAGUUAAUAUAUGACAUAACAUUAAAUUAGAAUGAAAACAAUGAAAAGAAGACAACAGCUGGCUAACAAGCAAGAUUCUCAUUAACGGGGAAAUUAUGCUAACAUGAGUUAGCAAGACAGCUAAUUUUAGCUGAUUCAUUGUGUAUAAAUUCAUAAUCUGGUGGUUCAAAGCUGUUUUCAGUCAUUUCCAACAGCCUGAAACUGUGUUGCUGAUUAGCUAAGUGAGCUAAUAGAGAGCUAAUAUUAAUAAGCAAUUAUUAGCUCGCUAGCUAGAGUUAAUACAGGAAACCAAGGAUGCUGCUGUACUGCUAAUGCUAAGCUGUGACUGUUGUGUCAGAGUUUCUGUGAAUUACGGUUAGCUAACAUUGAACUUUUUACAUUAGCAGCUACAUUUCAGGAAGUGGAACUGACUGUUGAAAAAGUUUUUAUUAAGUAGAAACUAAGUGUUAGCUUUGAGCUAGCUAGCGAGCUAACCUGUCCUUCAUCCACAGCUGACUGAUAUAUAGUGUUAAAUUUUAAAUGAAAAUAAAAAACAUUAUGAAAUACUCACAUGAAUAAAUUCUGUGAAAUAAAUAAACCAAUA